This is a messenger RNA of Cyclospora cayetanensis, 1107 nucleotides long. RefSeq lists its product as uncharacterized. The record is from RefSeq and is a predicted model, not a curated record. Gene Ontology annotation, biological process: copper ion transmembrane transport; intracellular copper ion homeostasis. The transcript is spliced from 3 exons. Bases 1 to 1107 code for a protein of 368 amino acids. Gene Ontology annotation, molecular function: copper ion transmembrane transporter activity. NCBI's taxonomy places the organism in Eukaryota, Apicomplexa, Conoidasida, Eucoccidiorida, Eimeriidae. Gene Ontology annotation, cellular component: plasma membrane.
AUGGCGUGCAGCGUUCAGCGAUAUUCGUUCGGUGGUAGCGCUCCUUCCCAACCAACUCUCGCGGAGGAUCCAGCCACAAUGGAUGCCUCCGAGGCUCCGGAUCAUGGCUCUGAGGGCAAGAAGCCGACGCCCCCUUCAUCCAACCCAGAAAGCUCGAGUGCAGAGAAUGUGGCAGCAGCAAAUGGUUCGGCAGCUAAUCCUUCAGCCUUCGAUACAGCUGCUGCAUCCGAUGGCGAUGCGACUGCUCCUACGACAGCUACGGAGAGUGCAACAACCACACCAGAAGAGCAUAGCCCGCCGUCCAGCGGCAUGGCAAGUGAAACAGCGGCAGUAGGCAUACCGUCAGCAGAAAGUGGAAUCGCUACCAAAAGCUGCUGCGGAGGCAAAAAGGCAAAGACAGGUAAAGGCCAUGAAUCCACAAACGAAAACAUGGCAAGUGAAACAGCGGCAGUAGGCAUCCCGUCAGCAGAAAGUGGAAUCGCUACCAAAAGCUGCUGCGGAGGCAAGAAGGGAAUGACAGGUGGAGGUCAUGAAUCCGCAAACGAAAACACGGCAAGAAAUGCAGCAGGCAUGUCGUUAUCAGACAAUAAUAUCGUUUCUAAAAGCUGCUGCGGAGGCAAUAUGGGAAUGUCAAAUGGAGGUCAUCAACCCGCAAGCGGAAACAAGAGCAGCUGCUGCGGCGUGAUGCCGAUGAGCUUCCAGGCUUCCACACACACAGUUAUUCUCUUCAAAUCGUGGGAAACGACAGAGGUAAGAGAUGAAACUUUGAAAGCCGUACGCAGAGACAGUGGUGGUGGCACAAUUCACCACGUGUAUAUGUCUCUUUAUUUACGAGCAGGGUGCAGCCCUUUAACGGUAGCUGGAGGAGAACAUGCAAUUACGAAGAAACCUUCGGUUCCCAAUAUCUGCCUCUGCACCCUCGUCUACGCAUAUGAUUACCUGUUGAUGUUGGUGGUGAUGACAUUCAAUGUCUACCUUUUCUUCGCAGUUUGCCUAGGCCUAGGCUUCGGGGUAUUCUGUCUUGGUCAUAAGCUCAGGCUCAAGUCAGAAGGCGAGAAGCAGCAGCUCAAAGAAUACAGACUAGACUUAGCCUGCUGUGGGGCGUAG